AUGUGCACAACCCAGGGUGCAGGAGAUCCGGACUCUUCUGGAGUGGAAGCUGCGGCUCUCAAAGCAACCGGUUUCCCGGCACCGGCACCUGGUCAUUCGUCAUCCUCGAGCGAUCGUGGAACCCCUCUGUGAUUGCAUAAUGUGGCACUCUUCAAUGCUCUAGUAUCUUUUCUUGCGUCAGCUUGCUUGCUCGUAGGGAUAAUGAAGCGGAGACUGAAUGCUGCUAGUGCAGCAACUAAAGAGCCAAUUGAUAAGUCUAGUUAUUCCAAAAGGGAACCGAUUUCCUCAACCUCUGAUGUUCGAAUUUUCGCAAUUUGUUUGAUUUUUCGAGCAGUCAAUUCAUUGUUAGUGCAAACAUAUUUCAAUCCAGAUGAGCAUUGGCAGGCCCUAGAAGUUGCUCACCGAAUUAUAUUUGGAUAUGGCCACUUAACCUGGGAAUGGGAGAAAGGGAUCCGUAGCUACCUGCAUCCUUUGGUGUUUGCUUUUCUCUAUAAAAUUCUUGCUUUUCUUCAUCUUGAUACUCCCUGGUUCAUGAUGAGGGCUCCACGACUCUUACAGUCUGUCUUUGCCUCAGUUGGUGAUGUCUACUUGUACAAACUCUCUCAUGUCAUCUUUGGUUACUCUGUUGCACAGUGGACUCUCUUCUCUCAGUUCACAAAUUGGUUCAUGUUUUUCUGUUUCACUCGGACUUUAUCAAACAGCCUGGAGACAGUUCUCACCCUUGUGGGUCUCUACCACUGGCCCUUUGUUAAAGGUUCUGGCCAUGUUUCUGUAGCUUCAAGAAGGUGGGGUUUGUUUGUAGCAGCACUAGCAUGUGCUAUUCGACCAACGAGUGCUAUCACAUGGUUUUAUGUGGGCCUUUUGGAGUUGUUUGAAACACAUGGUAGAUUGAGAUUCAUAUUUCUCGAGCUAGUGCCUGUUGGAAUUGUGGUGCUUGCUUUCACAUGUUUAUUGGAUCGGUUGAUGUAUGGGUCAUGGAUCUUGGUUCCACUUAAUUUUCUUAAGUUCAAUUUUCUCUCUUCUGGUGGAGACUAUUAUGGAACACAUAAGUGGCACUGGUACUUUACUCAGGGGUUUCCUGUCAUGCUUUUUACUUUCUUGCCAUUCUCCUUAGUUGGCAUCUUUAAGUCUAAGCAAUGGAAGCUUUUUGGCCUGAUUGUAUGGGUCUUGGGACUUUACAGUCUGCUUGGUCACAAAGAGUUCAGGUUUGUCUUGCCUGUGCUCCCAAUAGCUUUGAUGUUCUCUGGAUAUUCUUUAGCAGCAAUGAGAAUUCCUAUUUCUUCAGAUGGAAAAAGUAAAAGAUCACUUCACCACACUAGAUGCCAUAAACGAAUGCAAUUGGCUGUACUUUUCCUCCUUGUGACCAAUCUUCCAAUGGCCUUGUAUAUGUCUCUGGUUCAUCAGAGAGGAAGUGAAGAUGUUAUGAACUUUUUAGCCAAAGAGGCCCUUGAUGAGAAUGUGAAGAGUAUCCUUUUCUUAACGCCUUGUCAUGCUAUGCCUUACUAUUCUACUUUGCAUAGCAACCUUCCUAUGCGGUUUUUAGAUUGCACUCCAAGUGAUGAAAAGGGUAUUCCAGAUGAGUCGGACCUUUUUAUGAUGGACCCAGUUGGGUUUGUAUCAAAUAUGGCGAAGAAUUGGUCUUUGCCUAGUCAUAUAGUAUUGUUUGACUCCCAGGAGAGAUUACUGGAGGAAUUUCUGACCUCACAUUCUUUUAGAGAGAUGAAGAGGUUUUUCCAUGCACACUUCAAGGUGGACCGGGAUCUCCAAUCAUCUAUUGUUGUAUAUGCCUUGUCUCAGUGAUGAAAGUUCUAUAGCAUUCAAAUGAGUUAAGUCAUUGGAACCCAUUUAAUUGGCAUAAGAGUUUUUUUUUUUUUUUCUCAAAUUUUAUAAUGUUGUUAUUUAUUUGAGUUGGUUUUGACCCUGAAGCCACUGCAGGAGAUUCAUUCUUUUGACAUGUAACAAAAUCAUGAUUUUAGUGCCUACUAUCUCUUGGUGUUUAUUUCAUUCCAGUGUAUGGUUUUACUAGAGGGUGUUUGAUAUGUCUGUGUUUCAAGAACAUUUUGUUGCCUCAGCUUGCCUCAUUAGCAUUUAUGCAGAAUUGGGAAUGAAAUAUCUUUGGUAAUUCUGCUUCAUGCAAAAAUGGUGGUGAAAUGGCAUGCCUAGAAUUUUGGGCAGGGGGGUAGAUUCUUGAGUCACCUUUUUGAUAUUUCUCAAUUUGGGGGUGGUGUUGUAGCAAAUACUAGCAAUGCACCCUCUGACGUGAACAUUAAAAGUGAACCAGAACACUUCUCAUGUAACAUCCUUUUUUCUUUUGAGGACAAGAUAACCUCAAACAAGGAGAGACAUGACAUGCCACCCCCAAAAUUGGGGGUAGGAUUAGAUAAAAAACUGAAAGUAUCAUACUCAUAUGUUACUUGUUGCCAAAAAGUAUUUUAAUAAUAAAAAUAAAGCAAUUUAAACAACCUAAUCAGUAUCAUACUCAAAGUAUCAUUCUGUUUUCUUUUGUGGGUUGUUGCAUUUUUUGAUAGUAAACAAAAAAGUUUUAUUAAAAACAAAAAGAUGAUUACGAUCACUUGGGUGUUGAGGAAGCACUGGGGAAGAAAAAUCAAGUUUUGUAAUUCAAGUACAUCCCAAAAAUUAGCCCCUAAAUUUGAAUGACAAACUUGUGCAGAUUCAGGUAGUAUAAGCACCCAAUCUGCAACACACUUUCCAAUGGCUGCCACAAUCUUCUCAAUCUUCCAUAGCUUGUCUUCAAACACUCUUCUGUUUCUUUCUCUCCAGAUGGACCAACAUACAGCAAAUGGAAUACAGCUACACCACCUUAGCUUUCUUGCUUCCUCUAAGUGGUGGCCACUUAGAAACAGAUUUCAGCCAAGGACCUUGGCUGAAAGACUUGCAUAUUGAAGAGUGCUGAGUAAAACUUCCAGCAAAAGCCAUAAAUUCUACAAGAGAAGAACAAAUGAAAUAUUGUUUCAUUGUCCUCUUUGCACAUAAAACAUACAUUUUCCAGGCUGAGCCCUCGGAUUUUUAGGUGAUCUGCAGUUAAAACACUAUCCAUAGCCACCAGCCACGCAAAGGCUUCUUCUACCCUUGGAGGGACCAGAUUACCCCACACACCUUCACAACUGUUUGCAUCCACCUGGACCCUUAACAAAGCUGAAUAAAAGGAUUUCACAGUAAACCUCCCAUUCUUUCAUUCCUUCCAUCACAACUCGCCCUUUGAAGAACUUGACACCUUUGAAUUUUCCAGCACUUCCAAGUUCCAAUAACACACUCCUCCCCCUACCUAUCCAAAAGAGCAUACUGAAUUUAGGACUCCAGGUCAUUUUUUUUUUUGGAUCAAUACUCCAGAUCAAUCAAUUUAUCCCCACUCAUCUCAUAGAAUGGGCUGAUAGUGGUCUCGAUCGUGGAGGAAGGGAUUCAAAAAAUCUGAGUCUGAUGCUUCAUUGGGAGAAUUGAAAAAAAAUCAAGAGCCUCAAACAAAACCCAUUUAGUGCAUGUUACAAAAGUUUUUUCACUUCUGAAAGAUGGCCUUGUGGGGGCUGGCCCGACUAACAAAAUUGAAAAGAUGUACAAAAGGAAAGGGAUCAAAUCUAGAGGUCCAAAUGGCUCUAGAUUUUUGCCUCCAGAUCACCUCUUCCCUCUGAAUUAUUCUUUCCAAAUCACUCCCUAGACUCUCUUUCCACCUUGGCAGCCAAGGACAAAUUAUCUUCGUCCUCCAAAGUUCAACCUGUCCAGCUGUGCCAAUUUUUCUAGCACAUCCUUCUUCCUGCUAUCCAAGUUUCUAAACACCUCCUUAUUCCAUCCCUUGAUUUUCUCCUUAAGCAUCUAUAAUUUUUUAAUUAAUAUGAACCCCACUUAAUUGAAAAGGUCUAGCACCAACUCGCAAAAGUUUGGAUGAUCUAACCACAUGUUCUCGAAUUGAAAAGGUCUAGCACCUGCCACCUCUACAAACCUCUGCAGAAAUAUGUGUUUAUGGUCUGAAAGGAAGAAAAGGUAGAGCCUCCUGAACUACAUCACCAAACUUCUUCCACCCAGUCUGCUAAAAACAAGAAUCUAUCCAACCUUCUUAGUAUUGCCGGAUGCUGUCCAUUUGUCCAGGUGAACCUUCCACCAUUUAAAGGUGGAUCAACAAGCCCAAGUGAAGUGAUGAAAUUCCCAAACCUCCUCUUCCCCACACCAACGCUUCUCUCCCUCCCCCCUUUCAUCUCAUUCAACCUUCUUACAACAUUAAAAUCCCCUCUCAAAAAAGAAAAAAAAAACGAACCAAGGAUCCCCCAUGUCUGUCUAAUUUCCUCUAGCUCCUCCCAGAAAUCCCUCCUCCCUUCUUCUUUCGGCUUAUAGACAUUUUUUUGAUCAAUAAGAUAAUAUUUUAUUAGUUAUUGAUAAAAAAAGAUAAUAUUUUAUUAGAGCCAAAUAAGAAAGUUACAACAGGGUGAGGAGGUUUUUCUCCCAAAAUACAGUUUUACAGUUUUGCCCAAAACAUUUGAUGUCAUAGCCCCUUGUUUAGCUAGAGUAUCCACCAUCCCAUUUGCUGUUUUUCUCACCCAUUUGAAAAUAACAUUCAACUCCCUUGCAAUGCUCUCAAUCUCCCUAAAUGUAUGCCUAUAGAUCCAAGGGAUUUGGGUGCUACAUCUUGUCUAGGAGAUGACCACCUGAGAGUCCCCUUCCACUUCCAAAUUAAGGAAUCCAAAACGCUUGGCAAAUUUGAGUCCAUGUAGAAGUCCAAAUAGUUCUGCUGUCAGUGCAUCCCUAUUUUCUGAGGCCCUGAAUACAUAGCUAACACCUUUCCUCCUGAGUCCCUAAAGACACCUCCUAACCCAGCCUCAUCUUGGUUACCAAGAAGAAUUUAAAAUGACAAUCUGUACCCCUCAUUUGUUAAGUGUUGGUUUCUUCAUGCUUGAUAUCUUCCUUUUCAUGCUUGGUCUCUGUACUUGGUGACUUUCUGAUCUCUGUAUCUUCAUGGUUUGAACUUUCCGACCUGAGUUGCUUCAUCCAUCUCUUUUUUAUCAGUUUUUGUACCUGAAUGUCUACAGGAAAUAAUCUUUUGAGUCCAAGCAGGGUAGAUUCCUAAGAGUGAUUAGCCAGAUGUGCUAUAAGUAAUUAAGAGUUGCUAAUGACACUUGUCUUUUUGUGUCCCCAGUUCCAGAUGCAUAUUAUUUCCUUUCACAUUUCUAUUGGCCUCAUAUAUAAUAGUUUUCGAGCUUCCUGGAAUUGACUGUUGAUGCAAACCUUAAUUCCCUAGAGUAAUUCUUUCUUUUUUCUUUUAAGUUUCCUUUUAUCAGUUUUUUCUAUUACAUAAAUUGUUAAUUGAUUAUUUAUAAGAUAAAACUUUUGUUCCGUAAUUAUAAUUGAGAUCAUUUUUUUUUUAAAUUUCCCUGUAGUUAGUUGGGUAAAGAACUGAUUACUGCUGCUUAGUUUUUGAAUUUAUGUUUUGGUUAAUACUGUAACAUGCUUGUUGUUCCUUAGUUUUCAUUUCAUUGCAAAUGGCUUUUUGAUAUGAUCUCAAUUUGUUAAGAUGGACUGCUCUUUGUAAGUCUCUUAUUAUUUUUGUUCAUGGCUCUCAAAGCUGUCCUGAAAUAUUCAAUGGGUAGAACCUACCUCCCGAGUCCUGAUUGAAUGUGCACCUUGGAUUUUCAUUAAUAUGUUACCAUGGCUGAAGUACUGCACCCCAUUGAGAGGAUGAAGGAACCCAGUGUUGAGUAGAUUGGGAUUGUCAUUACUUUUGUAUUCGAGAAGAUGUACAUCUGGGUUCAUAGUCAGAGGGUGAAAUAACCAUUUAAGUAUUUAAUACAAAAGUUUAUAGAAGAAAGGAGACAAGUUCAAUUUUGCUGUACUUCCAUUGAGGCCAUUGUUCUUUCUACUUAAUAGUGAGGAUAACUGUAGAAGAAAGGAAAGCUUUAAUUGUUAUGCAACUGGUGAAUUAUUGUGACC
Molecule: messenger RNA, 5934 nt
Organism: Nelumbo nucifera (sacred lotus)
Lineage: Eukaryota; Viridiplantae; Streptophyta; Magnoliopsida; Proteales; Nelumbonaceae
Product: Alg9-like mannosyltransferase family
Biological process (GO): GPI anchor biosynthetic process
Cellular component (GO): endoplasmic reticulum membrane
Molecular function (GO): alpha-1,2-mannosyltransferase activity
Source: RefSeq, a predicted model, not a curated record